Molecule: messenger RNA, 10454 nt
Organism: Myripristis murdjan (pinecone soldierfish)
Lineage: Eukaryota; Metazoa; Chordata; Actinopteri; Holocentriformes; Holocentridae
Gene: piezo2b
Product: piezo-type mechanosensitive ion channel component 2b
Exons: 52
Coding region: 552-9137 (2861 amino acids)
Cellular component (GO): membrane
Molecular function (GO): mechanosensitive monoatomic ion channel activity
Source: RefSeq, a predicted model, not a curated record
UCUCAGCAAGAGGACAAAAGCGAAAGGCUAGAUGUGUGCCACUAUUGUGAAUAUUCUCAGCGUGUCACACCGUAAGGUAACAUUUUGCGACUCUCUAAUAUUUUAGGAUUUGCUCACAGGUGGUAUUUUGUACAAAAAAGUGGGUUAAUUGGACUUUAGGACUUGUUGGCUCAUUUCUCCGGCAUUUUUACGCGCUGUGCCAGUGCGGCUGUUGGCGCACCUGAGUCCCGCUGUUCAGUUUGUGCAGCGUCAACAUGAAUUGAAUCCACUUGUAACAGAUCAGUAACUAAAGUAUGGUGGUGACAGUGCAAAGCGGUGACAUACCUGGCACUGGGAAACUUGGUGAAUGCCUAAUUUCUGAGCAUGGAAUAGCGGCAGUCCAGGUGGCAUCACGGAGAGCUGAUGUGGACUGAUGUGGCCAUUUGGCAGAGCGCACCAGUUUGACGCCAGCUGGGAUUUGACAGAGCACAGGACUUAGAGAUGCCAGAGAAACCUUUGUGAAACAAUCCCCGGCUACUUUAACCUGGAUUCAACACGGGCUUCCCAAAGCGAUGGCCUCUGAAGUGGUGUGUGGACUAGUCUUCAGGUUACUCCUGCCAGUGUGUCUUGCAGCCGCUUGUCUGUUCAGGUACAAUGGCCUGUCCUUCGUCUACCUCAUAUAUCUACUGCUUAUUCCACUCUUCGCAGAGCCCACAAACACAACAAUGCAGGGCCACACAGGGCGUCUGCUCCAGUCCUUGUGUUUCACCAGUGUGACCUUCCUGCUGCUCCACAUCAUCUAUCAGAUCACCGUCAACAGCCUGCUGGCCAGGAACUCCAUCGACUCUGGCUUCAACUGUUCUGCAUGGGAGAAAUCCCUAAGGCAAAUUGGCUUCGAGAGCGUGAUUGGUGCAGAUGCGGGGAAUGGCAUUCGAGUGUUCAUCCCUGAUAUUGGGAUGUUCAUGGCUGGCCUGGCCAUCUGGCUGCUGUGUCGCAGUCUGGUCCAGAAGAGGCCAUCUGAGGACAUGGCCCAGUACAACGCUGACUUCGAACCGGAGGAACAAGAUGAGGAAGAGAAGCUGAGCCUGGAUGACAACAUCCUGCUAGAGGAGGACUAUGAAGCGGGGUACGAGGCCGAGGAGGAUGACGAGCUGUAUGACGAGGAAGAGGAGGAAGAAGAGGAGGAGGUGAAGGAGAGCACCAAGAUGAAGAUCCUGCGGAUUGUGGCUGGGGUUGCAUCCAAAGUGAAAGAGGUCAUAGGGAACUUGAUCACCACAGCUGGACAGGUGGUGGUCACCAUCUUGUUGGGCCUGACAGGCAUCAUGCUGCCCUCGUUGACCUCGGCUGUUUACUUCUUUGUCUUCCUGUUCCUGUGUACCUGGUGGUCUUUCUGCCGGACCUUUGACAACCUCAUCUUCAGCUGUAUGUGUGUCCUGAUGGCCAUCUUCAGCGCUGGCCACCUCAUUGUCCUCUACCUCUACCAGUUCCAGUUCUUCCAGGAGUCCAUCCCGUCACAUGACGGCUACAUAAGUUUAUUUGGUAUCUCCUCCAUCAUUCAGACCGACUGCUCUCAGACAUGGAAGCUCAUUGUGAACCCAAAACUGAAAUGGCACCACUUUGUUAAUCCCAUCAUGCUGCUGGUUCUCUACUACACCCUGGCUACACUCAUCCGUCUCUGGCUGCAGGAACCCAUUCACCAGCCAUCGGACGAUGAGGUCAGUGAUACGAAUGAGGAGGAAGAGUUGGUCGGAAAUGGAACAAAUAACUCAGCCGACAAGAAGAGACAGCUCUGGUGGAAAUCACACCAGGGCACUGACGAGAAAAAUCUGCUCUCCACCCAGGAUGGCUUCAGCACAACUGAGGCUGUGCUGUCUUCAAAUGGGACCUCGUUUGACUUCAUCGCAACCGAGAAUGGACCGGUCAGUCUGGACCUGUACUCCACUCCCCAGUAUAAAACAGACCAGUGCAGUGCCAUUACAGAGAAGAAGGAGGAAUGUGUGUAUGAAGUGUGUUUGCCCCCGGAGGAGUCAGCGCUGGAAGGAGGAGAGGAGCACAAAGGAGGAGAGGAGGAGGAGGAGGAGAAGAAAACAGGAACAAACGCUGUGGUGACUGUCUUCCGCUUCAUCAUGAAACAGAGCUACAUCUGUGCUCUGAUAGCCAUGAUGGCAUGGAGCAUCACAUACAUCAGCUGGCUGACAUUUGUCUUCCUAAUGUGGUCCUGUAUGCUGUGGAUGGUGAGGGACCGGCGGCGCUAUUCCAUGUUAACUUCACCCUUCAUGGUGAUGUAUGGCAACCUGGUGCUGAGCCUACAGUACAUCUGGAGCUUUGAGAUCCUGGGUAAGGUCCCAGGGCUCUUCUUGGAUCCAGACGUCCCUUUCACUGAGCUGGGCUCCAAGAUCGUGUUUCUUUUGAGCUUCUGGCUGCUGCUGAGACAGACACUGACAGAAAGACAGGAAAGACUAAAAGAAGACGACACUGGUCUCUUGGACAUUCAUGUGGAUGCGCACAAAGAAAAAGAUGGAGAGGACACUGAGGAGGGAGGGGAGCAGGACAUCAUGCAGGUACUGGGCAACAUGAUCAUGGCUUUGUUGGUCAAGUACUGGAUCUACAUCUGUGGUGGCAUGUUCUUCUUUGUCAGCUUCGAGGGACGCAUCGUUAUGUACAAGAUCAUCUACAUGAUGAUGUUCCUCUUUUGUGUGGCGCUCUACCAGGUGCACUAUGAAUGGUGGCGAAGGAUCCUGAAAUACUUCUGGAUGUCAGUGGUGGUGUACACCAUGCUGGUGCUCACCUUGGUCUACACCUGCCAGUUUGAAACCUCGCUGCCCUUCUUGUCCAACAUGACUAACAUGGACAUCGAGAGCCUGAAGGACCUGGGCUUGGAGAAGUACUCUGUUGCCAUGCUGUUCAGCAGGAUUUUCAUCCCCACCUCCUUCCUGCUGGUGUGUAUCCUCCACCUCCACUACUUCCACGACCGCUUCCUCCAGCUCACCGACCUCAAGGCUGUGGCAGCCAAAGAGGACAGCACUAUCUACAGACUGGUGCAUCCAAACGACAGCCUGGCAGACCUCACCAUGCUCAGCAACUCCUCAGUCGACGCAGCGCUGCCCAGGGAGGAGGAGAAGCAGGAGACAGUGAAAGUGAGGGAGGGUGAGAAGGAGAAAGAGGAAGCUCUGGUGGUGGUGAUGGAUGAUACUGAUGGGAUGAAGCCCAGGAGCUUCUCAGACCCACGGCAGUCUAGCACAGAGGAGAGCCGGCACUGCAGUGUGGGGACUGAGCCAGAGCCUAGCACCGAACAGAGCUCAGAUCUGAGAAAUAAAUGGCACUUGGUCGUCGACCGUCUGACUGUGCUCUUUCUCAAGUUCCUGGAAUAUUUCCACAAGCUGCAGCUCUUCGUCUGGUGGCUGCUGGAGAUCCACAUCAUCAAAAUCGUAUGCUGCUACAUCAUCAUGGUCACUGUCAAAGAGGUGUCUUUGUUCAACUGUGUGUUCCUGGCGUCCUGGGCCUUUGCUCUGCCCUACAGCCAGUUCCGGCCUCUGGCCUCCAGUGUUUGCACUGUCUGGACGUGUGUCAUCAUCAUCUGUAAAAUGUUGUACCAACUCAAGUCUAUAGACCCGACCUCCUAUUCCAAGAACUGCUCCAUGCCAGGGAGCUAUACAAAAGACCAAAAGGAUGAGAUGCGAAACUCGGUGCUGUAUAAAGCACCUGUGGAUCCAGUCAACUGGGUGGGCCUCAAGAAGUUCGACCCCCUGCUGGACUACCUCAGGAACAACCUGUUGAUGCUGGCUAUCCUGGCAUUCGAGGUGACCAUUUACCGUCAUCAGGAAUACUUCAGACUGAGGAACAAAUUAUCGCCUCCUGCUGCCAGGAUUAUCUUUCAUGAUAUCACACGGCAGCACCUGGACAACGGCAUUGUCAAUUUCAUCAAGUACUUCAUCAACUACUUCUUCUACAAGUUUGGACUGGAAACAUGCCUGCUGUUGGUGGUCAAUGUAAUUGGGCAGCGUAUGGACUUCUACGCCAUGCUUCAUGCCUUUGCCCUGAUAGCAGUCAUGUACAGACGCAGGCGGAAGGCCAUCGCUGAGAUCUGGCCCAAGUACUGCUGCUUCCUUGCCUGCAUGCUGACUUUUCAGUACUUUGUGUGCGUUGGGAUCCCUCCUGCAGCCUGUAAAGACUAUCCCUGGAGGUUUCCCAACUCUACAACAGACUCUAAUGUGGUCAAAUGGCUGUAUGUUCCCGAUUUCCUCACCGAGCCCAAUCCGAUGUUUCUCAUCUAUGACUUCAUGCUCCUGCUGUGUGCCUCUCUGCAGCGGCAGGUCUUCGACGAUGAGAACAAGGCGGCAGUCCGCCUUAUGGCCGGAGACAACGUGGAGAUCUGCAGAGACUUGGACGCAGCCACUUUUAGCGUCCACAACCCUGUCCCCGACUUCAUCUACUGCAGGUCCUACCUCGACAUGCUGAAGGUCAUCAUGUUCAGCUACCUGUUCUGGUUCGUCCUCACAAUCAUCUUCUUCACGGGAACCACACGCAUCAGCGUUUUCUGCAUGGGCUACCUGGUGGCCUGCUUCUACUUCUUGCUCUUUGGUGGCGAGCUGCUGCUUAAGCCAAUCAAAAAGAUCCUCCACUACUGGGACUUCCUCAUUGCCUACAAUGUGUUUGUAAUCACUAUGAAGAACAUUUUGUCUAUUCUAGCCUGUGGGUACAUCAACUCUCUUGUAGAACACCAGUGCUGGUUAAUCCAGCUGUUAAGUCUGGCCUGCACCAUUAAGGAUUAUGACAUCAAGGAGAUUUCCCUACCUCCUGAGAAGCAUUGUGAGCAGCCCAGUAACGAGGCAGGGAUCAUCUGGGACAGUAUCUGCUUUGCCUUUCUGCUGCUGCAGAGACGAGUCUUCAUGAGCUACUACUUCCUCCAUGUGGUGGCUGAUAUCCGUGCAUCACAGAUCCUCGCAUCCAGAGGGGCGGAGCUCUUCCAGGCCACCAUAGUGAAGGCAGUGAGAGCCAGACUGGAGGAAGAGCACAAAUCCAUGGAACAGCUGAAGAGACAGAUGGAGCGCAUUAAGAUGAGGCAGCAGAAGUUUAAGAGGGGGAAGGAGAAGAUGAUGAGCUUGGCCCAGGAGUCUGCAGAUGGGGAGACGCUGAUCCAUCCUGAGGAGGAUGAUGAUGAUGGAGCAGAGCGAACGAAAGCCAAGACCAAAAAAAAGCAGUGGUGGAGGCCGUGGGUUGACCAUGCUUCCAUGGUUAGAAGUGGAGACUAUUACUUGUUUGAAACCGACAGUGAGGAAGAAGAGGAAGAGGAGGAGAAGAAAGAGGAUGAGCCACCAAAGAAGUCGGCAUUUCAGUUCCUUUACCAUGCAUGGAUCACAGACCCCAAAACAGCUCUGAAGGAACGAGGCAAGGAAAAGCGCAAAUUUUGGAAGAAGUACACCAGGGGAGUUAAACACAGGAAAAGCAAGAAAGAUAGUCAUGUGGCCAUCGAGGUUGGGGAGCUGUCAGAUGGCCAAGAUGGAGGAGAAGAGAAGAAGAAGUCUCGCGGUCCAGACAACAUCAUCAAGCGAGUGUUCAACAUCAUUAAGUUUACCUGGGUGCUGUUCCAGACCACCGUCGACAGCUUCACCAAGUGGAUGAAUGACAUGUGCAGAGAGCAUAUUGACAUCUCCACCGUUCUGCGUAUCGAGCGCUGCAUGCUAACCCGAGAGGUCAAAAAGGGUAACGUCCCAUCCAGGGAGAGCAUCCAGGUCUACUACCAGAAGGCUAUGAGGCUCAACAUGUCCAGGCAGUCCAGUCUGGAUCCGCUCAGUGAAGAUGAGUCGGUCUCAGGCUCCCACAGGGUCCGCAGGAGGCGAGAGGGCUACCGCAUGGAGAGCCAGGACUCCAUGGCCUCCAGAGACAGCAUGUCCAGUGAAGCCACCCAGUGCAUCACGCUCUACUCCAGACAGGGAACCACAGACACUAUCGAGGAGGUGGAGGAUGAGCAGGAUCAAGGGGAGGACAGGCAGCAGGGGCCCUGGGAGUCCACACAGCUGGAGGAGAGUCAGGCGGCUGAGGGUAGCCCCUGGGAGGAUGGAGAACCCAGGGAAGAGGAGGAGGAGCAGGGUCAGGAGGGAGCAGUGGACCAGGUUGGACAUGGGGUUUCUUGGGAGUCCUUUGGCCCAGAUGAGGGCCCCUCCCUCAGGGUGGACGAGGCAGAGUCUGCCCCAUCUGUCCAGGAGAAGGACUUCACAACUGACAGUGAGGAUGGGGGAGGACGGCUGGACUACAUGCAGACAGAGGGGCAGGCAGGGCUGCUCUACACCCCCGAUACAGAUGCCUCCAAAACAUCUGAUGCUGAGGUUCCUCCUAGCUACAGCAAGGCAGUCAGUUUUGACCGUCUGGAAGUUAGUGAUGAUGAGAGUGACCUGGAUAGAAAGAGGCUGAUGGUAAUGACCCCAGACAGCCGCUCAGACAGCAGGUCAGACAUAAUGCUGCCCUCAAUGACCACCGAGCUGACCGCCAGUGAACUGCUGCUCAAUAAGAUGUUUUACGAUGAGGAGCUAGAGAAGUCAGACAAAUUCUACCAAGGCCAGCCUCUGAUCUUCCAGCUCUGCUAUGCCCUGUACAACAUGCUGGUGGCCCACUCAGAGAUGGUUUGCUACCUGGUCAUCAUCAUCAAUCACAUGGUGUCCGCCUCCUGUGCCACCCUGGUUCUUCCCAUCACCAUCUUCCUCUGGGCCAUGCUGUCUGUGCCCCGGCCCAGCAAACGCUUCUGGAUGACUGCCAUCAUCUAUACUGAGGUUACCAUUGUCAUCAAAUACUUCUUCCAGUUUGGCUUCUUCCCCUUCAACCAGGACAAGCGGGAGAGGAAUAAACCAUAUCACCCUCCCAACAUCAUUGGUGUGGAGAAAAAGGACGGUUAUGUCCACUAUGACCUGGUCCAGUUACUGGCUCUCUUCUUCCACAGAUCCAUCCUGAAGUGCCAUGGUCUCUGGGACGAGGAUGACCCUAAAGAAAAGAAAGAGCUCCUCCAUCGGGACGAGUCUGAGGAUGAGGGGAAAAGCCAGGAGGACAGUGAGAAAGAGAAGGAACCCGCUCCGUCCCUGACCCACGAGAGGAAAGGCUCCACCCAAACCUUGAAGUCCAUCAACUUCGGGACGUCUGUAGAUUCAGGGCAUGUUCAGGUGCCCUACCCCCAACAGCAGACCUACCAGCGCCGCAAGAGCUCCAGUGGAGGCUCACACCUUUCUCACCGAUCUGCCCGCUCUUCUGUCAGGUCCAAGAGAGGAAGCACCCUCUCCCGCAGCAGCAGCCGGAGGGAUGGCAGUGAGGCCGGUGUCCAGCAAAAGAGCCGCAAACAGAUGAUCAUGGAGAAGCUGAGAGAGCAGCUCAUCAAAGGGAAAAAGUUUGCCAUCAAGCGAACCCUGGAGAUCUACCGGCCCAUUCGCCAGUUCUUCUACAACCUGAUCCAUCCGGAGUACAGUGCUGUAACAGACGUCUAUGUGCUGAUGUUCCUCGCUGACACCGUCGACUUCAUCAUCAUUGUGUUUGGAUUCUGGGCAUUUGGUAAACACUCGGCUGCAGCAGACAUCACAUCGUCUCUGUCGGAGGAUCAGGUGCCGGGACCCUUCCUGGUCAUGGUGCUGAUCCAGUUUGGGACCAUGGUGGUAGACCGGGCGCUCUACCUCAGAAAGACUGUCAUGGGCAAGGUCAUCUUCCAGGUCAUCCUGGUCUUCGGUAUCCAUUUCUGGAUGUUCUUCAUCCUGCCAGGAGUCACAGAGAAGCGUUUCAGCGAGAACACGGUUGCUCAAAUGUGGUAUUUUGUCAAGUGCAUCUACUUUGGCCUUUCAGCCUAUCAGAUCCGCUGCGGCUAUCCCACUCGUGUCCUGGGAAACUUUCUCACCAAGAGCUACAAUUAUGUCAACCUCUUCCUGUUUCAAGGGUUCCGUCUGGUGCCUUUCCUGACAGAGCUGAGAGCGGUGAUGGAUUGGGUCUGGACCGACACCUCACUGUCCCUCUCCAGCUGGAUCUGUGUCGAGGACAUCUACGCUCACAUCUUUGUUCUCAAAUGUUGGAGGGAGUCUGAAAAGAGGUACCCCCAGCCUCGUGGUCAGAAGAAGAAGAAGGUGGUGAAGUACGGGAUGGGAGGGAUGAUCGUGAUGCUGCUAAUCUGUAUCGUCUGGUUCCCGCUGCUCUUUAUGUCCCUCGUCAAGUCUGUAGCUGGAGUGGUCAACACACCUCAGGACGUCUCCCUCACAAUCACCCUCGCCGGCUUUCAGCCUGUCUUCACCAUGAGUGCUCAGCAAAAACAGCUGAAAACUGUGAGUGCAGAUGCUUUCAAGUCAUUUGUGGAGACAUUUGAUAAGGAAGCGCUGCAGUGGCUGGAUGCUUACACGGCAGAGGACCUGACCAUCGCUGAGUUGAAGGGCAGCUCGAACUCGCUGUGGACCAUCAGCCCUCCCAGCAGAAACAACCUGAUGGACAUGUUGAACUCUUCUAACGAGGAGUUCCCCAUCACAGUGUCCUGGUCCGUUCAAAGGAACCUCAGUCUUGGUGCUAAAGCUGAAAUAGCCUCAGGAAAAGAGGUAAAACAUCUAGAUGACGACACAAAGAAGCAGCUCAUUGAAGUGUUAAAGGGAACCACAAAACAAGUGGUCUUAAAAGAGAUAUUCCCACGAUAUCUGAGAGCGCCCAGCAACUCGGAGGCCAGUGCUGUUAACCAGCUUCAUACAAAAGGAGCAGAUGACGUGUUUAUGGACUUAACUGUGUCUUUGGAGCGUCGGGAUAAUGACUCACAGAUCCAGGAAUGGUGGAUUGUCAACCAGACAGAACUGGGUCUGAUAAAAAAGAAGAACCCCAAGUAUGAUAAGUGUCUGCACAUCUACGUGUUCAGUGACAAAGUCAGCCCGCCCAGCCUGGGCUUUCUGGCUGGAUAUGGGAUCAUGGGCCUGUAUGCCUCAGUGGUUCUGGUCAUUGGCAAGUUUGUGCGCGAGUUCUUCAGCGGCAUCUCCCACACCAUCAUGUUCGAGGAGCUGCCCAACGUGGAUCGCAUCCUCAAGCUGUGUACCGACAUCUUCCUGGUGCGAGAGACAGGGGAGCUGGACCUGGAGGAGGACAUGUACGCGAAACUCAUCUUCCUCUACCGCUCGCCGGAGACCAUGAUCAAGUGGACCCGGGAGAAAACUCAGUGAAACCUCCUGCCCCGCACAACGACGUGGGGGACAUGACUAGUUAAACCGAGUCAGAGCUUUCAGACAGGGGCCCCUCAUUCAGUGAUACUGGGUGGUCGGGUUAUACAGUCGCUAAAUCGCUCUGUUGGUGUGAGCAGCUAUCAGUUCCCCUGUGUACCCACUGUGGGUGCACAAAACAGUCAAGGACUAACUUGGUCUUUGUCUUUUUACUCGUCAGCUCUGAUGGCGGUGGUAGAGUGUUAAUUAAGGGCUUCCCACCAAUAUGUACACAAUAAUAAACAGAUGAGCACAAACUCAUAUUUUCAAUCUUCUCCAACUGGAACUCUUGGAUUGUGGGGUUGUGCAAUAUUGAGCUCUCAUCCUGCAAGACCGGCUGCUUUGAAGGAUGUGGACAGAAUGAAAAGGCCGUGUCUGACCUGAAUAUACUACACAUAAACCCCUUCUUUUUGUAAACGUCAGAGGCUAUAAGAGAGCCAAUCCAGAGGCACAACGCAAAUACAUUAUCAGACAAUCUUUACUUGCCUUAUUUUGUUUAUAUGAAUAACUGAGAUUAUCAGUUAUGAACUACAUAUCUUUCUCAGGAAGAGCUGUUUUCACCACGAGGAAAUUAACACAGAUAUUCAUUGUGUAUGUUCAAAUGUUCAGAGCUGACACAUGAUACACAAUAUGUAAGCUUUGAUGGAUCUACAAGAAUAUGAAAUAGAGAACUAUUUAAAUAGCAUGAGAUAUAAUGUGGAUAAUGUUGGAAAAUCUGGUGCACUAGACUAUAUGCCUGGUAUGUUAACUGCACAAGGGAACAGUUCAAGGCUGUAUUCUAAGAAACUGAAGAAAUCACUUUGGACAUUUUUUCCUCACAGUGAAUGGGAUUAAUUGCUAAUCAUAUUCUGCAUUAUCUCCUGGUUGGCCAGAGUCUCACCCAGGGGAGGGCUAUUUUUGAAUCAGGGUAUCAUGUGCAUCAAGUGGUAGACUCUUGCACAUCAUUUGCAAACCUUUCACUGUUUUUAACAUCAAACUCAUGAACACCAUGGCACCCAAAGCCAGGCUUUCAGUCAGCAAAAUAAAAAUGAAGACAGACGAAACAACCUUUUUGCUCACAUGAGGGGCUUUAACCUUCAAAGCCCUUUGGUCCAAACUAUGCAUUAGAGGACAUUGUAGCAUGAAAGAAAUGUUUCAUUAUUGUCAUGACUAAUUUUCUGUACAUGUACAUACCAUUUUAGGGGAGGGGUUAGGGUGGAAUGAUACCUGUAUGUUAAGGCAAUGUGCUAAAAUAAGGGUUGAGAUCUGCAAAUAAAGCAUCUGGAAAGGUGUCAAGGUUCA